Anopheles coustani is the source of this 650-nucleotide messenger RNA. RefSeq names its product protein aveugle (gene ave). The coding region runs from base 75 to 407 and encodes 110 amino acids. Gene Ontology annotation, cellular component: cytoplasmic side of plasma membrane. Lineage: Eukaryota; Metazoa; Arthropoda; Insecta; Diptera; Culicidae. Gene Ontology annotation, biological process: cell surface receptor protein tyrosine kinase signaling pathway. The transcript is spliced from 3 exons. The record is from RefSeq and is a predicted model, not a curated record. Gene Ontology annotation, molecular function: protein binding.
UUCAUCAAAACAAACAAAUUACUCCGGGAUUGUUUAUCGCUUUCAGUUUCUUUGCAUCGAAAAAUACAUUAAAAAUGGUCGAGGAAACGGUACCGGUGGCAAAAACAAAGACUAAAAUGGCACGACCGAAACCGGUGUACAUGUGGACCGUAGCCGAUACGCUGAAAUGGUUGCGGCGGCACUGCAACGAACGGUGCGCCCAGUAUCAGGAUGUUUUCCAACGGCAUGAAAUAACGGGACGCGCGCUGCUGCGGAUAACGGAUGAUUCACUCUACCGGAUGGGCAUCCGAGAUGAGAAGGACCGCGACGACAUUCUGCGGGAGAUUAUCAAGCAGCGGCUAAAGACGGACAUUAUGGAGAUACGUGAUAUGGAACUGAUGAACAACGUGUACGAAAAUUGUUACUAAAAAUAGGUUCGCCGGAAACACAUCUCCGCCACAGAGGGUUGUCAAUCACUGGGCAGUGUCCCCGCGCGAUAGUUUAUUGGUGUCUUUACAAGCUUGGAAUUCUUUUGAGGAAUGGUUUUGUAUAAUGCUUAACACUUACACCAUCAUGGAGUGUGAAUUUUUUAUCUAUAAAAUUUAAAGAAGGAAAAUUCCUCUUAACUAACAAAAGAAUUAAAUUGAAAUAAAUAUGUUGUGUACAAAUAA